UUGUGUUAUGGACGGUAGGAGCUGCCUGGGACAUGUCUGACUAGAAACUUGUACAGUUUUCCCAAUACGUACGGCAUUAAAUCCACGUACUGAUGAUGGGGCAGUGCGGCAUCACAUCGUCGAAGACGGUGUUGGUCUUCCUGAACCUGAUAUUUUGGGCUGCUGCUGGUAUCCUGUGUUAUGUCGGGGCCUAUGUCUUCAUCACGUAUGAUGACUACGAUCAUUUCUUUGAAGACAUGUACACUCUCAUCCCAGCAGUGAUCAUCAUUGCAGUUGGAGCCCUCCUUUUUAUUAUCGGGCUCAUUGGAUGCUGUGCUACAGUGAGAGAGAGCUACUGUGGACUGACAACGUUUGUUGUCAUUCUCCUGCUGGUUUUCUUGACGGAAGUGGCUGUGGUGGUGCUCGGAUACAUUUACAGAGCAAAGGUUGAAGAUGAAGUUAAUAAUUCCAUCAAGAAAGUAUACGAUGAGUACAAUGGCACCAACAGCAACGCCCCUAGCCGCGCCAUCGACUACGUUCAGAGACAGCUUCAGUGUUGUGGGAUCCACAAUUACUCAGACUGGAAGUAUACACACUGGUUCGAAAAGUCAAAAAACAACAGCGUACCUACCAGCUGUUGCAAAUCCACUACUCAAAGCUGCACAGGGUCCCUCACUCAUCCUGAAGAUCUCUACCAAGAAGGAUGUGAAGCUCUGGUUGUUAAGAAGUUGAAGGAGAUCAUGAUGUAUGUCAUCUGGACUGCAUUGACGUUUGCUGCCAUCCAGAUGCUGGGGAUGCUGUGUGCGUGUGUUGUGCUGUGUCGCAGAAGCAGAGAUCCUGCCUACGAGCUUCUUAUUACAGGGGGAACCUAUGCAUAGAUGCGAAGAUGCAUUUGCAGACUCUACAUGUGUCACUGGUGAGAGCAAUGAAAUAAUGUAUUACCACACUAACCUUAACUCACUAUUCACACUUAGUUAUACACUUUCCCCUAAAGCUAUCGGCCAAAUUUAAGAAACGGUCAAUGAUUAUGAGAUUUUAGCAUUCUGCUACUCUGAGGAUGACAUAAGGGUGUUUUUUGGUUGUUUUUUCUUUUUUUUUUUUUUCUUUUUUUUUACCAAACCCAAACCUUGUUAGUCAUGUACUGUACAGAGCUAAAUGUGGACAGGGUAAUUUCCUCAUAUUAUUUUGCACUAUGUGUAUGGCUUUGAAUAUUUCAUAUUUAAACCUGUCAUGUACUUGAAUGAAAGACUUGUAUCUGUGUAUGAUUUUACUCUGUACUUCCACUUUCACUAUUACUGCGACUACUACUACUUCUACUACUGCACUACUACUGCUCAGUUUUGAUUGACACCUUGCAGUAUUCUGUAAAGACAUAAUGGACACCAUAUCUCAAGUCAAUGUCACAGCAGGUUUUUGUGUGUUGAAACUAUGAUACUCAACUGGCUUUUGCUCAUCUGAUCUUUCCUUCAAGAAUCAGACCUUGUAAUCCCCCUCAGAAUGCAGGAUUUUCAAGUUGUAAUGCAUUCUGAAUUCAAGAUAGACAUGUCCUAUAGCCGUUUAGUUUUUGUCUACUGAGCAUAGUUUUAGAAUUUGAUUUGUUGAUAUGUAGCAAUGGCAAUACUCAAGAAUGUAAAUAAAAUGUAUGGGGAAAGUU
Scomber japonicus (chub mackerel) is the source of this 1633-nucleotide messenger RNA. It is a transcript of the gene tspan3a, whose product is annotated as tetraspanin 3a. Lineage: Eukaryota; Metazoa; Chordata; Actinopteri; Scombriformes; Scombridae. The transcript is spliced from 7 exons. Gene Ontology annotation, biological process: protein localization to plasma membrane; regulation of vascular endothelial growth factor signaling pathway; protein maturation. Bases 93 to 857 code for a protein of 254 amino acids. The record is from RefSeq and is a predicted model, not a curated record. Gene Ontology annotation, cellular component: membrane.